Messenger RNA from Pleurotus ostreatus (oyster mushroom), 996 nucleotides. RefSeq lists its product as uncharacterized. The record is from RefSeq and is a predicted model, not a curated record. Lineage: Eukaryota; Fungi; Basidiomycota; Agaricomycetes; Agaricales; Pleurotaceae. The transcript is spliced from 6 exons. Bases 1 to 996 code for a protein of 331 amino acids.
AUGACAGCCACACCUGCCGUUUUUAUGAAAGUUGAGUCCUCGGCGGCCGAGGUCUUCAUCAGCAAUCCCAGCACGAAUACAUCGUCACUAAAUGGAACAGAUAUUCUAAGGCAAAAGGGGACGAGGUGUCCUGAGGCCUGGAAGGACUGGGGAUACUUGACACAACUGGGCGAGACUUUUCGUGUUGUAUACGUGCGCCUGUUUGGUCAAACUCCUCCCCUUUCCCGAGGAAAUCCUGGCGACAUCUGGGUCGACACCCGUGACCGUAAGAUUUAUUAUUCCGACCAUCUCCAGGUCUGGCAACCUUGGAGAGGACACGAAGAUAAGGUCUUUCACCCCAUCGUCAUUGGAUAUGAGCUACUCUGGGACGCCCUGAAGAAAACGAUAUCCUGGGCUUCUGCGACCACAGCUAAAAGACGAAAAGUACAGAAGAAUAAUACCUCCACCCUCCCGUCCUUAGACAUUUGGAAUCACUUGGCCGCAAUCGAUGAAGCAGGACCUAAGCGUCCUCGUCAUAUUGACAUCGCCCCGCCAAGCAUCCCUGAGCAAAUACUCGCAAUCCUUGACUCCGAAAAUCUCCUUUCUUUUACUGGCGAAUCACCCCCGGAUUCAGCUUACAGUCAUGUUCACCACGAUCCCUCAACCAAGUUGCUUCCAACUGCAAUCCUAACCUACACCGGGAUAUGGAAGCAAGAUUCAAUCGUCCGUGCCAAAGGAACUCAAUUUCCGGAGGAUGCGUCAAUCUUAACAUGGUUCAUUGACGGAGGGCUCGAAAGCGAGGCCAAGCCUGACCGCGCGCGCAAGCUGGCGACGCGCUUUGGGCGAUGGAUUCGGGACGAUGUCGACGGAGAACUCGAAAGCAAGGCCAAGCCGAACUGGGAUUCGACGUUUUGUCCACUCUCGCUCGGCGUAAACGCAGCCCAUUUUCUUGGUAUUCACUGCGGGCACCCAACUAUUUUUCUGCCCGAAAAACCCCGUGCGAAAGAGGGUUUGUAG